GUCCAUUUGACAAGCAGUGAAUUUCCCUGCAAUGCGUCCCAUCAUUGCAGUUGUUUGUUAAAUGAAGCUCCUUCUCGUACUUCUUUCUGCACUUUGCCUUUGCUUGGCAAUGCGCCAGCAGUCCGUCGGGAUCAGCGGAAGGUUGAGAUGUGGGGACAAGCCAGCUGUUGGAGUGAAAGUGAAGCUCUGGGAUGAAGAUGAGGGGAUGGAUCCUGAUGAUUUGUUAGACGAAGGUUACACGGAUGCUAAUGGGAGAUUCAGCUUGAAGGGCUCCACUAGAGAACUUACCAACAUCGAUCCUGUAUUCAAAGUCUACCACGAUUGCGAUGAUGGACUCAAACCCGGACAAAGAAAAGUUAAAUUCCGAAUUCCUGACUCUUACAUAUCCUCUGGGGGACUACCGCGGCGCAUGUUCGACUUUGGUGAAGUCAACUUGGAGACAAUUUUUGCCAAGGAGGAGAGGGAUUUACUCUGAUUUGUUUCAAUUUGUCUUUUGACCUUCUGAAAUGAAUGUAAAUACGCUCGAUUCGAAUAAAUCUAGAAGCAAUAAACAGCUC
This is a messenger RNA of Cylicocyclus nassatus, 557 nucleotides long. NCBI's taxonomy places the organism in Eukaryota, Metazoa, Nematoda, Chromadorea, Rhabditida, Strongylidae. The record is from the annotation of a GenBank genome assembly.